UGGAACAGUGUGAAGAAGUUAUUUCAAAAGAAAACCUCGAAUUCAUGGGAGUGGCAACCGCUAGGUUUAUCAACGUGCUCCCAAUCGAUGAGAAACAUACUCUUAUUCCUUGAAAUAGUGAAUUAAAGAUCUUUAGCAUCGAUACUAGGCCACCUCUUCCUAAUGCAGAACCAAAAGAGGGUGAAGAAGAUAAAAAGGAAGUCUUUGAUGCCAGAGUAGAAUUCAAGCAAUCUGUCUCUACUGCAUCUAUAAUGACACUAAGAAAUGCGGAACAUUACUGGGUAGCCAUUACUCAUGAUGGAGAGAUUAUUUUGAUUCAAAAACAAACUGUUGAAGAGAUAAAAGCUGCCGAUUCUUUCAAUAUUAUUGCUAGCUUCCACACAGACAAGAAGUAUGUCAGGUACGGAGAUAUCUCAACAGACGGCUCAACUAUUGCCUUUAUCUCUGAGCAUAACGAGGAUAACAGCCUCGUGAUUUUUAAGUAUAAAGAUGGAGAAUUUGAGUUCUUUGAUGAAAUUCUAGAAAUCCCAAAUACAGAGAUUAAGCAAUGUGAAUUUGAUGCUGAAAACAAUAUUGUACUUGCAUGCUCAAUUUAUGAGCCUGAGGAUAAUAAUGGCAAGAUCAGAAAGAAAGUCAUUGCCCAUUCUAUCCAUAGAUACACCCAAUCUGGUGAAGGAUAUGCUAUUGAUGAGAAGAUACAUAUUGAGGAUGACUCCAACAGACUUAAGUUCAUAUCCUCUUUAGAUAAGAAAUAUGGAUGCAUCAUGUUCCAUUCUAGGAGAGUUGCAAUCAUUGACUUCGAGUCCUUGCAAAUCAUUCAUGAGCACUACAUCGAAGGAGUUGGAUUUGUAAUAUGCGAUCUUUAUGAUAGGUUCACGAAUUCUUUCCUUGUGGCAAAGGAUAAAAAUACAUUCAUCUCUUUCACAAUCAAUAGAGAUAAAACUGUUGAUGUGAGGAAUAUUAUUAUAGGGUUUACCCUUCCUUCUCCAGUCUAUCAUAGUUCUCUGAUCAACCCAGGGACAUUAGUCUUGUUCUGGGAGAGUGGCCUAGAUGCUUACAAGCUCGAUAUCACUGCUGAGGAGAAAGGGGACACAGCUUGGUGGCAGACAGACAAGUUUAAUAUGAACCUCAUUCAUCUUUCUGGAUGCUCUGUUGAUAUCAAUCGAACUGGAAAUAUGGUUGUCUUCGGUGAUCUUAGUGGAAGAGUUCAUAUUUACAUUAAGAAAAUGAAUGAAGAGACUAAGAAAAUGGAGUUCCAUAGGGAAUCUCCAUUCAAAUUUCAACAUGCAGUCAGAUCCAUUGCAUUCCAUCCAGAAAAUGACAAUGUAGUCAUGGUCGGACUUAUGUCAGGCUGGAUAUUCUAUGUUGACCCAAUUGCUGAUGUUGUCGCUGAUAUUGGAAAUAUAAAAAAAAGAGUAACAGUAAUGAAAUGGUUCGUCAACCAAAACGAAAGAGGUACCGAGAAAGAAUACGUACUAAUGGCAGCUUCUUCGAAUGGAGAUGUCAAAAUGUUCCUUCAAGAUCAUGAGAAUCCAACUAUGUUUAGUGAGAUCAUGGAUCUUCAUGCUCAUCCAAAAAGUAAAGCACCUCAAGAUCUUAACUUUGGAACAAUGACCAAGUACUCUGAGGUCUGGAGUUGUGUCUUACAAGAUACAGAUAUGGGAAAUAUUUUGAAAUACUUCGUCACUUGCUCAGAAGACCAGACAUGUAAGAUCUGGAGGCUACAAGAGAGAAGAUCCUCAAGAGGAGAGUUCAAAGCCAAAUGUAUUGAUACUCUAAAAGGACACCAGAGAGCUGUAACUGAUAUGGGAUGGAAAAAGAUGGACCCAAAGGUCUUUGGUGAGGAUAGCCCUCACCUCCACCUAUUCGCCUCUUGCUCUGACGACAUGACUGUCAGACUUUAUAAGGUGGAUACAUCAAAUGAAGACCCAGAGUUUGAAUAUUUGAAAGAACUUGACACCAAAUUCAUCCAAGAAUGGCAUACUCUAACUUAUAUGGCAUUAGAAGAGAAUGGAUCAAGACUUGCUGUUGUAACUCAGAAUGGAUACCUAGUCAUAUGGGAUAUCGAAGGAGUUAUGGCAGAAGACUAUGAACCGAAGGUAUUAUUUAGUAGAAGAAUUCAUACUGGCAGUAUCGAAGGAUUAAAAUGGAAAGAGAAGAGACUUGUAACAGUUUCCUCAGACUGCACAGCUUGUGUAAUAAGUUAA
Moneuplotes crassus is the source of this 2207-nucleotide messenger RNA. The record is from the annotation of a GenBank genome assembly. NCBI's taxonomy places the organism in Eukaryota, Ciliophora, Spirotrichea, Euplotida, Euplotidae.